Australozyma saopauloensis is the source of this 921-nucleotide messenger RNA. RefSeq names its product phosphoribosylaminoimidazolesuccinocarboxamide synthase (gene ADE1). The transcript has a single exon. Bases 1 to 921 code for a protein of 306 amino acids. Gene Ontology annotation, cellular component: cytoplasm. Gene Ontology annotation, biological process: 'de novo' IMP biosynthetic process. Lineage: Eukaryota; Fungi; Ascomycota; Pichiomycetes; Serinales; Metschnikowiaceae. The record is from RefSeq and is a predicted model, not a curated record. Gene Ontology annotation, molecular function: phosphoribosylaminoimidazolesuccinocarboxamide synthase activity.
AUGUCUCUCCACACAACCAAUCUCGACGGGAUUUUGCCCCUUGUCGCUCGUGGAAAAGUCCGUGACAUCUACGAGGUCGACGCCAAAACCCUCCUUUUCGUCGCCACUGACAGAAUCUCUGCCUACGAUGUUAUCAUGACCAACGGUAUUCCCGCCAAAGGUAAGAUUCUCACCAGUUUGUCUGAGUUCUGGUUCGACUUCUUGUCUGCUGAGGUUCCAAACCACUUGGCCUUGCCUGCUGGAAGCGCCGAUCUCUUCAAGCAUUUGCCUGCAAAGUUGUCGGAACCAAAGUACAGAGAGCAAUUGGAGGGCCGUUCCUUGCUCGUGAAGAAAAUGAAGUUGAUUCCAUUGGAGGUCAUUGUCCGUGGUUACAUCACUGGUUCUGCUUGGAAGGAGUACAAGUCUUCCAAGACCGUGCAUGGCUUGACUGUCAAGGAGCAGGAUUUGCAAGAGUCCCAAGAGUUUGCAAACCCUAUUUUCACCCCAUCAACCAAGGCUGAGCAGGGAGAGCACGACGAAAACAUCUCUCCUGAGCAGGCUGAGAAAAUCGUUGGCAAGGAGUUGUGUGACAAGGUUGCCUCGAUCGCCGUUGACCUUUACACCAAGGCCAAGGAGUAUGCCAAGAGCAAGGGCAUCAUCAUUGCUGACACCAAGUUCGAGUUUGGCUUGGACGAGAACGACAACGUUGUUUUGGUGGACGAGGUUUUGACCCCAGACUCGUCUCGUUUCUGGAACGCUUCCACUUACAAGCUUGGACAGGGCCAGGACUCCUACGACAAACAAUUUUUGCGUGACUGGUUGACCGCCAACAACUUGAACGGAAAGGACGGUGUUGCCAUGGAUGACGACAUUGCUGUUCGCACUAAGGCUAAGUACAUUGAGGCCUACGAGGCUUUGACCGGGUCCAAGUGGACUGAGUAA